Camelus dromedarius (Arabian camel) is the source of this 384-nucleotide messenger RNA. RefSeq names its product histone H2B type 1-A. The transcript has a single exon. Bases 1 to 384 code for a protein of 127 amino acids. Gene Ontology annotation, molecular function: structural constituent of chromatin; protein heterodimerization activity; DNA binding. The record is from RefSeq and is a predicted model, not a curated record. Gene Ontology annotation, cellular component: nucleosome. Lineage: Eukaryota; Metazoa; Chordata; Mammalia; Artiodactyla; Camelidae.
AUGCCAGAGCUGACUUCAAAGGGCUCUACCAUUUCUAAGAAAGGCUUCAAAAAUGCUGUAACUAAAACCCAGAAGAAGGAAGGGAAAAAGCGCAAGAGAUGUCGCAAAGAGAGCUAUUCAGUUUACAUCUACAAGGUGCUGAAGCAAGUUCACCCCGAUACCGGUAUCUCUUCAAAGGCCAUGAGCAUCAUGAAUUCUUUUGUCAGUGAUAUUUUCGAGCGCAUCGCGGGCGAGGCAUCGCGCCUGGCGCAUUACAACAAGCGCUUGACCAUCACGUCCCGGGAGAUCCAGACGGCCGUGCGCCUGCUGCUGCCCGGGGAGCUGGCCAAGCACGCCGUGUCUGAGGGCACCAAGGCCGUCACCAAGUACACCAGCUCCAAGUAA